UGAAGCAUUUCUGAUCUUUCAACCAUCUUCUUGUGUUUGUAUUUGAUCCAAAAAAGAUGCCAAGUGGGACGCUUGAAGUUUUUCUUGUAAAUGCCAAAGGCCUUGAAGACCAAAAUUGGCUCACUAGUAUGAAUCCUUAUGUGAUCCUCACCUGUCGGACUCAAGAGAAGGAAAGUAGUGUUGCAUCAGGUGAGGGAACUAAUCCUGAGUGGAAUGAGACCUUUGUUUUCACCAUCAGUGGUGAUGUUGAAGAGAUCACCCUCAGGAUUAUGGACAAAGAUACUCUUAGUUCAGAUGAUUUUGUUGGAGAAGCAAAAAUUCCCUUACGUGAAGUGUUGCGUGAAGGAGAGGUGUCUGAACGAGCUUACAAUGUUGUAAAAGAUGAAGAAUAUUCUGGAGAGAUAAAACUCAGCCUCACCUUCAAAUCUGAGUCGGGUUCUCGUAGAGGAGGUGAUGAAGAAGGAUACAGUGGACGUAGAAAUAAGUCACGUAAUGACUCCAGAGGAUCUGAUGAAGAAGAAUAUGGUGGUGGACGUAGAAAAUCGCGUAAUGACUCUGGAGGAUCUGACGAAGAAGAAUAUGGUGGACGUAGAAAGUCACGUAAUGACUCAGGAGGAUCUGAUGAAGAAGAUUAUGGUAGACGUAGACGAUCAAGUGAUCGUCGUAGAGGAAGUGAUGAAGACAACUAUGGUGGAUAUAGAGAAUCACGUGAUGACUACUAAUUCCAGGAGUUUAAGCCGUUUGGUUAACACUUAACCCUAACCAUUCAUUGAUGGAAAUAAUCCUCUAAUAAAUUUUGCAAUGGUUGUUCAUUGUUUGAUCGUUAUUUUUUAUGUUUGUAUUCGUAAAAUAUACACUUUAGUUACAUGAAUAUUUUUGUCGAAAGUUUAUUGCCUUUUCAUAUUUACAUGUCGUGCGUAAUAUCCAGAUUUUCCACACUAUAUAAAUAGGACCAAUUUGGAGGACAAUUUCAUGAA
Molecule: messenger RNA, 977 nt
Organism: Solanum pennellii
Lineage: Eukaryota; Viridiplantae; Streptophyta; Magnoliopsida; Solanales; Solanaceae
Product: C2 domain-containing protein At1g63220-like
Exons: 5
Coding region: 57-722 (221 amino acids)
Source: RefSeq, a predicted model, not a curated record